Messenger RNA from Phragmites australis (common reed), 1674 nucleotides. RefSeq names its product purple acid phosphatase 22-like. The coding region runs from base 50 to 1480 and encodes 476 amino acids. The transcript has 5 exons. NCBI's taxonomy places the organism in Eukaryota, Viridiplantae, Streptophyta, Magnoliopsida, Poales, Poaceae. The record is from RefSeq and is a predicted model, not a curated record. Gene Ontology annotation, molecular function: metal ion binding; acid phosphatase activity.
CCAAUGCCGUUGCCAUUUGCCACCCACACUCUAUGUGCCUAUAUGGUCCAUGCACAUGCUCAACGAUCGACGUCUCGGGUCCCUGCCGCUUGUGCACCACGCGAUGCAGCCAAAGAAGAUGACGCCGACGCGCUGCUUUCUCGUGGUUGUCCGGACUCUCGUCGUCUCCGCCGUGCUCGCGUGCUCCGGUGCUGCCGCCGCCGCGGCUGAGUAUGUCCGGCCUCCUCCCGGGCGGAUCAUCCUUACGGAGCACACCGAGCCCGCCUCCCAUCCUCAACAGGUCCACGUAUCGGUUGUCGGGGUUAAGCACAUGAGGGUGUCAUGGGUCACCGACGACAAGCACGUGCAGUCCGUGGUGGAGUACGGUAAGGUCUCCGGGAACUACACCAUGUCGACCACCGGCGACCACACCUCGUACCGCUACUUCCUCUACUCCUCCGGCAAGAUCCACCACGUCAAGAUCGGCCCGCUGGACCCCGGCACGGUGUACUACUACCGGUGCGGCAUGGACGGAGAAGAGUUCAGCCUCAGGACCCCACCGGCCGCUCUGCCCAUCGAGCUCGCCAUCGCAGGGGAUCUGGGGCAGACCGAAUGGACGGCGUCGACCCUGGCGCACGUCAGCAAGUCGGACUACGACGUGCUGCUGGUGCCCGGCGACCUGUCGUACGCCGACACGCAGCAGACGCUGUGGGACUCGUUCGGCCGGUUCGCGCAGCGGCAUGCGAGCCGGCGGCCGUGGAUGGUCACCCAGGGCAACCACGAGGUGGAGGCGGGCCCUAUGCCGCUGCUCCCGUGCUCGCCGCGCCCGUUCGCCGCCUACGGCGCGCGGUGGCGGAUGCCGUACGAGGAGAGCGGGUCGGCGUCCAAUCUCUACUACUCCUUCGACGCGGCCGGCGGCGCCGUCCACGUCGUGAUGCUGGGGUCGUACGCCUACUUCAACGCGAGCUCGGACCAGUACAUGUGGCUGGCGCGGGACCUCGCGGGCGUCGACCGGCGCGCGACGCCCUGGCUCGUGGUGCUGCUGCACGCACCCUGGUACAACACGAACGCGGCGCACCAGGGCGAGGGCGAGGCCAUGAGGAAGGCCAUGGAGCGGCUGCUCUACGAGGCCCGCGUCGACGUCGUCUUCGCCGGCCAUGUCCAUGCCUACGAACGCUUCACAAGGGUCUAUAACAACGAGGCAAACCCGUGCGGACCAGUGUACAUCACCAUAGGCGACGGCGGCAACAGAGAAGGCCUUGCCUUCGACUUUGAGAAGAACCAUAGGCUGGCGCCGUUGUCGGUGACGAGGGAGGCGAGCUUCGGGCACGGGCGGCUGAGUGUGGUGAACGCGACCAUGGCGCACUGGGCGUGGCACCGCAACGACGACGCGGACUCUGUCGUCCGCGACGAGCUCUGGCUGGAGAGCCUGGUCUCCAACGCCGCGUGCCGGCAGCACGGCGACCCCGGCGCCAUUGAUUCCCGGAACGAUGAGCUGUAGACCUGUAGCGUUACAGGUCUCUGAUUUUGUGACCAGAUUUGUAUAUCCGAGGCGCUUUGGAGCACUUUCGCAUGUAUUUGCUUCAUUGCCACGGUAAAAAGGUCUUUCAAGGAAGCUUUUCGGGACAUUACUCGAGACUUGAGAGGCCAAGACCAAAAUAUGUAUUUGGCAGAAUAAAGCUAACAUACAUUGAG